Molecule: messenger RNA, 3153 nt
Organism: Emericellopsis cladophorae
Lineage: Eukaryota; Fungi; Ascomycota; Sordariomycetes; Hypocreales; Bionectriaceae
Product: GTPase-binding rid1
Exons: 3
Coding region: 1-3153 (1050 amino acids)
Biological process (GO): catechol-containing compound metabolic process; actin cytoskeleton organization
Molecular function (GO): actin binding; catechol 1,2-dioxygenase activity; ferric iron binding
Source: RefSeq, a predicted model, not a curated record
AUGGCCUCCCAGGACUGCCACCCUAACCCUCACGACGAACCCACGGUCCCUCCCCCGAGCCGCUUCGAUCCUCACUUCACCCAGCAUGUGAUCGACACCAUGGGCGAUAACGUGUCGCCUCGCAACCGUCAGGUCCUCACCAGCCUCAUCAAGCAUCUCCACGACUUUGCCCGCGAAGUCGAGCUCUCGAAUGACGAGUGGAUGACGGGCGUUCAUUUCAUCAACGCCGUCGGCCAGUGCUCGACCGCAACACGCAACGAGGCGCACCGCGUGUCCGACGUGCUGGGCCUGGAGAGUCUCGUGGACGAGAUUGCAAAUAAGAUCGUGGCAGAGGGCGACAUUGACCCGACGUCCUCCUCCAUUCUGGGGCCCUUCUGGUCGCCCAACGCGCCAUUCCGCGAAAACGGGGCCUCCAUCAUCCAGAACCCCUGCGAGGGCGGUCGGAUCGCCCUCAUGCACGGGACCAUCACCGACCUGGUGACCGGCAAGCCCAUCCCCAACGCCGUCUUCGACAUCUGGCAAGCCAGCGCCAACGGCAAGUAUGACUUCCAGGACCCGGACAAUCAGUCCCCCAACAACCUCCGCGGCAAGUUCCGCGCCGACGAGAACGGCAAGUACUGGUUCUACUGCUACCACCCCACGGCCUACUCGCUGCCCACCGACGGACCCUCGUACCAGCUGAUCCGUCUCAUGGACCGCCAUCCCAUGCGGCCAGCGCACAUCCACAUCAUGGUGACACACCCCGACUUCAAGGGCUGCACGACACAGCUGUAUCCCAAGGACGACCCCUGGCUGUCGACGGAUACGGUGUUUGCGGUCAAGGACGACCUCAUUGUGGAUUUCAAACCAAAGGAGGGUGAUGCCAAGGCGACGCUCGACCUCGAGUACAAUGUCAUUCUGGCGCCAAAGGGCUACAAGGGGAAGCAGUUUGUAGCCGCUCUACCGUCAGCCAUGGACGGCCGCGGCGCCUUGAACAGCCAUACUGCACUAGGCGAGCUGCAAACAAACAGCCAGGACCCCACAUCGAAGCAGUAUAGGACGUCAAGAGAAGAAGAAUAUGGCGAGAAUUUGAGAGGACGCUCGCGCAGUCCGACCAAGAGUGCCUUGAGCAACCCCUUCAAGUCACGUGAAAUGUCACCGACAAAGCCCACAAGUCCAGCGAAGCAAAAGUCUAGCACAAAUCUCGCUGGGCUGCUCAGACGGCCGAAGUCGAUCAAAGAAAUGUACAAGAGUCUCGAGAAGGAGGAGGCCAACAUGGGAAAGGACAAGGAAAACCAGGCACCCACGGGGGAGCUGGCCACCCCUCCCCCGAUCUUCGCACAAUUCACGAGCGACACCUCAGUGCGACAGCAGCAGAGUGCUCGGUCGAGUAUGGAUCCCGGCCGUCCUACUGGCAGCCAAGACCUCCUUGGCCAUACCCGACCCGUGAUCCGUGAGCGCCCCAAGUCGUACCAGUUGCCGCCUACCUCCGGCCCUGCCUCGCGAUCGACAUCUACCGCAUCUGACUCCAGGCCGGCCAAUUCCAAGAGCGCCCGCAGUAGAGCCUUUGCGGCGCUGACGGGGCUCAGCCAUCGGGGCAAGCCAUCCGCGCCAUCCAGUCCUGUCAUCAACGAGCCGAGCGAACUCCACAUCGACCCUAAGGAUAUUGACCAGCACCUCGAGGCCCUGCUGGACCGUCGUAACAUCCCUGAGAACCAGCGCUUCAAAAUGCGCGGGUUGGACAACACCAUCAAAAUGGAGUUCAUUCGUCAAGACUGGGCGGAAACAAAGGGAGCUCAUCCCGGGAUCAUGGAUAGCGUCAACGGCAAAGAAAAUGACAGUGCCGUGAACAUGGGAACCGAUGACGAGGACAAGCCGAAACGUAUGCGGGGCCGGAGCUUCACAUUCUCGAGGGGCAAGAAAGGGGGCAGCAGUAGGUCGCCUUCGAAGAAGAGGGAAGGGACGCUCGGACGACACUUUCGCAGCAAGUCAACCGACAGCGUCGUGAGCGAUGGCAGGCCAACCUCCUCUCACGGCCCGUCAGCGGCCAGCAGCCUGUUGUCCAAGAUGAAGCUGCAACAGGGCCCAGGCGACUAUGUCGCGUACUUGCGAAAAGUCCAAAAGCCACAGCUGGUGGAGGUGGGCAAGCUGCACAAGCUCCGGCUCCUGCUUCGCAACGAGACCGUUGCCUGGAUAGAGGACUUUGUGCAGCAAGGGGGGAUGAAGGAGAUUGUCGGUUUGCUGAAUCGGAUCAUGGAAGUCGAGUGGAGAGAGGAACACGAGGACGCACUUCUGCACGAAAACCUGCUAUGCCUCAAGGCACUCUCGACAACCGCUCUGGCUAUGCAGUACCUCGACACCAUACAAGCCGAUCUCUUUCCGAAGCUCCUCCACAUGAUCUUCGACCCGGAACGCAAAGGGCCCUCGGAGUUUACGACCCGGGGCAUCAUUACAUUUGUCCUCUUUACGUACAUUCAGUCUGCCACCCCGGCUGAGCGGGUCAUCCGUGCCAAGGCCGUGCUCGCGCACCUUCGUGAUCCCGAGCCCAAGGACGAUCAGCGACCGCUGCCGUUCGUGAUGGACAUGCGGCAGCAGAGGCCGUACCGUGUUUGGAACAAGGAGGUUGUCAGCGUGACUAAGGAGGUCUUCUGGAUCUUCCUCCACAAUCUGAACGUCGUCAGCUUGGAGAAGAAACCGACCAAAGCCAGCGAGGGGGCAUACGGAUACAUGGGCCGCCAUUUCCCACAGGAACGACCACCUGUGCCGGCAGCCCCCUAUGUCGGCGGUGUAGAGUGGGAUGCGACCAAUUACCUGGCCUCUCAUCUAGAUCUGUUAAACGCUAUCAUCGCGUGCACGCCUACCGCAUCGCAACGGAAUGCCCUCCGUGCCGACAUGCGCAUCAGUGGCUGGGAGAGGCUCCUCGGCGGCCACUUGCGUCUGUGCAAGGAGAAGUUCUACGGCAGCGUGCACGACGGCCUGAGGACUUGGGUGUCCGCCGCGGACGAGGACGGCUGGGAGGUGAGGGAUGUGCGGUACGGUCCGGCUCCUAGUGAGAGCCCGCGCAAGGCGAGUCCGAUCAAGCGGGCAGAAGCCCCAGCGCCCAAGAUUGAGGUGCCCAGGUUGGACCUGGGCUUGGACAGGGGCAGCAGCGAGCAGGAUGGGUGGAUUGAAUGA